Molecule: messenger RNA, 7074 nt
Organism: Engraulis encrasicolus (European anchovy)
Lineage: Eukaryota; Metazoa; Chordata; Actinopteri; Clupeiformes; Engraulidae
Gene: mib1
Product: MIB E3 ubiquitin protein ligase 1
Exons: 23
Coding region: 1400-4564 (1054 amino acids)
Biological process (GO): protein ubiquitination; endocytosis; Notch signaling pathway
Cellular component (GO): cytoplasm
Molecular function (GO): protein binding; ubiquitin-protein transferase activity; zinc ion binding
Source: RefSeq, a predicted model, not a curated record
UUUUAAAAGGCCUGGAAUGCUAAAGUUGGAUGUAGCUAACGUAUAAUAUUUUGGAAAGCAUGAACAAAGGUCUCCUUUUUCGUGGCGAUGUGGCUACUCGGUGGCAAGCUCUGGUUGUAUUUUUCAUAUAUUUUGGGAUCUAAGCAAUACCGCAUACAGUACCAAGACUAUUUGCUUUGAAUGCAGAUAUAAGCGUAUGUCGCUUGUUCCCGCAACUUAAAGCAAGAUGGUAAUGGGGAGCUAGCCAGCCCAAGUCGCAUAGUUUGUUAGCUAGCUUGUAGCCUUAACACCCCCAUCUUGAAACUGACCCCCCAUUGUUGUAGGCGUUCUCGUGGAAUACACACCGAUGAAGCAGAAAUACGCGUCACAAGAAGUUGGAUUCAUCUGUUGAGUCUUCGUCGUAUCAUCAAACUUCAUCCUUGCAAUAGAUUCAAAAGUCUAUCGGAUCCCGUUCGUUUUUCCAGCUCGGAUGCAUUGGCCGAAGGGGACGUUUUGAUCUUGCAAAUGCCAGACGUUUGACGUGAAAACCAUCAAGACUGGUUAGCUUGUGAAGUUAACCUGCUAACGUUAGCUAUCUUUGUCACCUGGCUCAUCAGAAAAUGCACAUUAGCUGCCUACGCCGUUGCUGAAUUUAGACAGACCAUUUUAGAUGUAUGCGAUCCUAACACUAUGCAUUUUCUUUAAUAUCUUGCCACCACGUUCGUAACUUCAGUACAACUUUGUGCUUUGACAUGCGCUUGUCGAGUUCAGAUCAUUUAUUGGCACAAUGAAGUGUCCAGAAAACAACACCAGACAGACUUAAUUUGGCACAAUAACCAGUCCACCCUUUAAUUUCAUCACUUGGGGGCAAAUCGUGACUUUUUUUCUUAGUUUGGCGAUAGUGUGGACGGUUGAGAGAGACAUAAACAGCUAGCCUUAAGCUAACACAUUUUGUUUUGUUGUAAAACUACUUGGCUCACAAUUCAUCUCAAUGGAGAAACAGUAAUGUGCGCGCUUCUAUCCAAAUCGGACAAUUACGCAUGGCGCAUAUUGAUAAUCUCAGUUGUGUUUUGUGGUUGAAGGUUUUGUUGGCAUGUGAAAAGCUAGCCGGGUAAUGUUGACAUCGAUACAGACUGAAAGAUAAACUGUGUCUUGCAAUCAUAACGGCAAUUUUGACGAUCAAUGCCUUUUUCUUGAUCUUGUCAUUGUGUGAGUAGCCUACUUGUAAAGGUUUACGCUUGGAAUUUGAAAUAUUGUUACUUUGCUGUAGCGAGUUGGUUAAACCUGUCUUGACUUUUCCUGUCUGCCACUGAACGAAUGCGAUAGGUUUGGCUACAGACAGUCCAGUUUUGAGUCAUUCAAGCCAGCACGUUUUUUUUUAAGUUCGUGGUAUUUUUGUUACUGCGACAUUUGUAGCUAAAUGACCACCGGAAGGAAUAACCGCAUCAUGAUGGAAGGAGUGGGCGCAAGAGUCGUCCGUGGACCGGACUGGAAAUGGGGAAAACAGGACGGUGGCGAAGGGCAUGUUGGAACCGUGAGGAGUUUUGAAAGUCCCGAGGAAGUGGUGGUUGUUUGGGACAACGGGACCGCUGCCAAUUACCGCUGCUCUGGUGCCUACGACGUGCGGAUAUUGGACAGCGCACCGACAGGUAUCAAACACGAUGGCACCAUGUGUGACACCUGCCGCCAGCAGCCAAUCAUUGGCAUCCGCUGGAAGUGUGCGGAGUGCACCAACUAUGACCUCUGCACCACCUGUUACCAUGGCGACAAGCACCACCUGCGGCACAGGUUCUACAGAAUCACCACACCGGGAAGUGAGAGGGUCCUUCUCGAGUCUCGGCGCAAGUCCAAGAAGAUCACCGCCAGGGGCAUCUUCACCGGAGGCCGGGUGGUGCGUGGCGUGGACUGGCAGUGGGAAGACCAAGAUGGCGGCAAUGGGCGAAGGGGAAAGGUUACAGAGAUCCAGGACUGGAGUGCAGCCAGCCCUCACAGUGCGGCCUACGUCCUGUGGGACAAUGGAGCCAAGAAUCUCUACAGAGUCGGAUUUGAGGGCAUGUCGGAUUUGAAGUGUGUCCAGGAUGCCAAAGGGGGAACGUUCUACCGAGACCACUGCCCAGUGUUGGGUGAACAGAAUGGCAGUCGGAAUCCUGGAGGGCUGCAAAUUGGCGACCUGGUUAACAUCGACCUGGACCUGGAGAUUGUGCAGUCCCUGCAGCACGGGCACGGAGGCUGGACCGACGGCAUGUUCGAGACGCUCACCACCACCGGCACCGUCUGCGGCAUCGACGAGGACCAUGACAUCGUGGUCCAGUACCCCAGUGGAAAUCGGUGGACGUUCAACCCGGCGGUGCUGACGAAGGCGAAUGUGGUGCGCAGCGGGGAGGUGCCGGCGGGGGCGGAGGGAGGCACCUCCCAGUUCCUGGUGGGAGACCUGGUGCAGAUCUGCUACGACAUCGACCGCAUCAAGCUGCUGCAGAGGGGACACGGGGAGUGGGCCGAGGCCAUGCUGCCGACCCUGGGCAAGGUGGGCCGCGUGCAGCAGAUCUACUCGGACAGCGAUCUGAAGGUGGAGGUGUGCGGCACCUCGUGGACGUACAACCCAGCCGCCGUGACCAAGGUCGCCCCCGCCGGCUCCGCUGUUACCAACGCCUCCGGAGAGCGCCUCUCUCAACUUCUGAAGAAGCUCUUCGAGACGCAGGAGUCGGGCGACAUUAACGAGGAGCUGGUGAAGGCGGCUGCCAACGGUGACCUGGCCAAGGUGGAGGACAUCAUGAAGAGGCCGGACGUGGACGUGAAUGGGCAGUGUGCUGGCCACACAGCGAUGCAGGCCGCCAGUCAGAACGGCCACGUGGACGUCCUCAAGCUGCUGCUCAAGUACAGCGUCGACCUGGAGGCUGAGGAUAAGGAUGGCGACCGGGCCGUGCACCACGCAGCGUUUGGCGACGAGGGUUCCGUGAUCGAGGUGCUGCAGAGGGGCGGAGCCGACCUGAACGCCCGGAACAAGCGCCGCCAGACGCCACUGCACAUCGCCGUCAACAAGGGCCACCUCCAGGUGGUCAAGACGCUGCUGGACCUGGGCUGCCACCCCAGCCUACAGGAUUCUGAGGGCGACACACCUCUGCACGACGCCAUCAGUAAGAAGCGGGACGACAUGCUGUCUGUGCUGCUGGAGGCCGGAGCCGACGUCACCAUCACCAACAACAACGGCUUCAACGCCCUGCACCAUGCUGCACUGCGUGGGAACCCCAGUGCCAUGCGUGUGCUGCUGUCCAAGCUGCCCAGACCCUGGAUCGUGGACGAGAAGAAGGAUGACGGCUACACAGCACUGCACCUGGCGGCGCUGAACAACCACGUGGAGGUGGCAGAGCUGCUCGUGCACCAGGGAAAUGCCAGCCUGGAUGUCCAGAAUGUCAACCAGCAGACUGCGCUGCACCUCGCCGUGGAGCGCCAACACACCCAGAUUGUCCGGUUGCUGGUGCGGGCGGAGGCGAAGCUGGACGUGCAGGACAAGGAUGGGGACACGCCGCUGCACGAGGCCCUGCGUCACCACACGCUCUCCCAGCUGCGGCAGCUGCAGGACAUGCAGGACGUCAGCAAGGUGGAGCCCUGGGAACCCUCCAAGAACACGCUCAUCAUGGGCCUGGGUACCCAGGGGGCCGAGAAGAAGAGCGCUGCCUCCAUCGCCUGUUUCCUAGCAGCCAACGGUGCUGACCUCACCAUCCGCAACAAGAAGGGCCAGUCUCCGCUGGACCUGUGCCCGGACCCCAGCCUGUGCAAGGCCCUGGCCAAGUGCCACAAGGAGAAGACCAGUGGGCAGGUCGGCUCUCGCAGCCCGUCCCUGAACAGCAACAGUGAGACGCUGGAGGAGUGCAUGGUGUGCUCGGACAUGAAGAGGGACACUCUCUUCGGGCCCUGCGGCCACAUCGCCACCUGCUCCCUCUGCUCGCCACGCGUCAAGAAGUGUCUCAUCUGCAAGGACCAGGUCCAGUCACGGACUAAGAUUGAGGAAUGUGUGGUUUGCUCUGAUAAGAAGGCAGCCGUGCUGUUCCAGCCCUGCGGACACAUGUGCGCCUGUGAGAACUGUGCCAGCCUCAUGAAGAAGUGUGUACAGUGUCGCACUGUGGUGGAGCGCCGCACUCCCUUCAUCUCCUGCUGCGGAGGGAAAGGUAUGGAGGAUGCAGCUGAUGAUGAGGACCUUACAGGGAGCUCUAACUCUGUGGCAGGGGGCUCGCAGGAACUUCUCCAGCCCAACAAUCUGGCGCUAAGUUGGUCAGGGAGUUCUAACUCAGUGGCAGGGGGCUCGCAGGAACUUGUCCAGACCAACAAUCUGGGACUAAAUUGGUCCAGCGGCAACAUCCCCGCCCUGCAGAGGGACAAAGACAACACUAACGUCAACGCAGACGUGCAGAAGCUACAGCAGCAGCUGCAGGACAUCAAAGAGCAGACUAUGUGUCCGGUGUGUCUGGACCGGCUGAAGAACAUGAUCUUCAUGUGCGGCCACGGCACCUGCCAGCUGUGUGGCGACCGCAUGAGCGAGUGCCCCAUCUGCCGCAAGGCCAUCGAGCGCCGCAUACUGCUCUACUAGAGGCUGGGGCUUCGUUUUGGGGCCUCCUCCACCUCCCUGCCAUUGCUCUUCAGCCCACCAGACAGACAGACAGACAGACUGACUGACGCACAGGCCGCCAGCAAGCAAGCAAGCAAGCUUCUCUCAUCCACACACUUCUCUCGGUGUAUGCAAGACUUUUUUCUGCCUGUCUCUCGCUCUCACUAAGCUGCCAGUCAUCAGUGUUAAGGUGUAGACUCAUCCCGCAAAAAAAAAAAACAACAAUCCUGGUCUGUCUACUUAAAAAAAAAAAAAAUCAGCAAGUAUCAUCCUUUCCUGUGUAUCUUGCAGAACAUUUAUUCCCCAGCUAUUACUUCGCAAACCUCAGCCAAGCCCCAUCCCUUUUUCCACACCUGUGCACCAAAAAGACGUUGUUUACUGGUGAGGUGUCAGAUGGCUUCUGUGCUUGUCAGUUGAUCCGCGGAUCUCCCGUCUCUUUAGUCUGGGUCGCCAUGGACACGCUUGGUCGAGAGUGUAAACAUCGGUAGCAGUUGUGUGUACAGAGAGAGGACUGGAGGAGAGGGGAGGGGAUCCCUCUGGAGUCCUCGUUCCCUGUGUGUGCCUCUGACCUCGCGCUUUUAUGUGUCACCGCACAUGUCGGCAUGUAGUCAACCCCACCCUUUCUCCAGCCUUCUCCUCAGCUCUCCAAACCCACCCUUACACAACCGCACUCCUGUCCCAUGCCCUCCUUUAUACCCUUAGCCAACCUCCUGCUAGCUGUUUAUUUUAUUAUUAUUAUUUUUACAAUAAUGUAAUCUGAUGCAAGCCUAGCUGUAAAAGAUGCAGCCCAUUGAGGGUUUUUUAAAGGGCUCUGGGUACUUGUAAGCGUUGCCCAAGCCUUUUGGAUCCACAUGCAGCCUGCUGUCAUCUCGUGUUAUGGCAGUCACUUAUGUGUUACACGCCGUAUUGGGGAGGGAGGCAUGUUAAGCCCCCUAGUGUUGUACCUUAGUCAAAAAGCCGUGCCAUCUCCCGAACGGAGAUGGUUUUUGAGACAUUGUUUCACCAGUCUCACUCGACUGCCAUUGUGGAACACUUUUACCACUCUGAGAACCCAUGCAAACAUUGUGGUAGAAUUUACUGAUCAUACCAUGGCAACCAUCAUGGUAGUGUUAGUGGCGCAUGCUCUCUCCCACAUGCAAAGAGGUCUUGGUUGGGUGGAGGUUACUGAUUGAUCAGACCCUGUCAAUUCUCAAGUGUAGUAUUUGGUCAGAGUGAAACCCCACACUAGAGUAUUACUGUAGCAUCCCACCAGCCCUAUCCCUUAAUUUACCCCCCACCACCACCCCAAAACCCUCGCCAUAAGGCAAUGGAAUGUGGGUUUGUUACAAUUGUGUUCAAUAACCCCCUUGUGCUGUCUAAGGUUUCGAAACAGGAUUGUGUUGGUUAGGCAUGUGUGCUCACCCUUGACCAUCACUUUGCAAGUUUAAAGUGGGGGGACUAUGAUUUAAUUAAAAACUAAUGUGAUUUUCUUUUUUUCUCUCUCAAUGUUUGCUAAUGACCAUAGAGGAUUAUGUGCCAUUGUUUCCAAAAAAGAAAGAAAGAAAAUGACCACACCCUUGGCGGAUAAGGUGCUGUUUACCUCUUUUGAAGAAAAACAAAAACAUUUUUAUUUAAGAGCAUCAUCACGAAAAAGCCGAUGAAAAGAGCUACAGAGUACAAUCUAAUAUAAAGCCAAGACUACAAAGCCUCUACUUUAGUAGUGAUAGAAUAAAUUAUUUUAUAUUGUUACCAAGGUAUAGAAUGAGGGAUAUUUCAGAUUGUUUGAAAGGUUAGCCUUUUUUCUCUCUCCAAAGCUGUCAGCCUCAAUGGAUUAAAAAUAAUAUGACGAGAAUUAUGAUGGAAUUUGGAUGUACUGUACAUCAACACUUUGUUUUCUUUUAGUUCUGUAGUAAUUUUUUUCUUGACUGUACUCAGUCUAAUGCAAGUUAAACUGAACUGAUCGCUGUCUCUCUUCACGUGUCCUGUUUUUCAACCAUGUUUGUUUAUUGUAAGGAGAAAAGAGGAUGUCCAUGAGUUGUGUGUUUGAGUGUGUGUGUGCGCAGGUGUGUGUAUCUGAACCGGACCAGUGUCUUGAGGCAUCAUUUCAGUGUAUGGCAUCCUCUUGCAAAAUAGAAACGCCUUGGUAAUGUUCUGUUUCCAUCUUGACUGCCAAGCACAAAGGUCCUGUUUUAGAAUUAUGGAAAACGUAGCUUCUUUUCUUUGCCUUUUUAACCCAUUUUUUUAUCAAUUUUAAAAUGAUCAUAUUGACAUUUGAAGCUAGAUGCACUAACGUACUUUAAUGGUAGUAUUGUACGGUGUUACAGUAAAGGCCUAUUUUAUACCUUAUUUCUGUUUUUAACAGUAUCCUGGUUUCAAAGAUUUCACUUCUCUCUUCUUUGGCAUGAAUGUUUGUGUUGUAUGCGGUUCAGCCUGUAUCAUUAAAAUGCUGUCACCAUGUAUUGUUAAGUGCUUUUAAAGGAAAUGCAUUGCUGAAUAAAGGUCGAAAGAAAUGA